AUGGCUUCCGAACCCACCUCUGAACUUCACUUCCUCUUUAUUCCAUUCCUAGCCCCUGGCCACACCAUCCCCAUGAUUGACAUGGCCAAAUUACUCGCACAGCAACCAAACAUUACUGUCACAGUCGUCACCACACCCCUCAACGCCGUUCGAUACAGUCCCAUCCUCAACAAUCCCGGUGGCUUUCCUUCAACUUCCGUUUCCAGCCAUGGAGGUCGGAUUACCAGAUGGAUGCGAAAGUCUAGACGCACAACAAGCAUACAGUUGGAGUACAACAGGCUUAACAUAGUAUUUGACAAAAGCAAAACACAAACAGAAUAA
Lactuca saligna is the source of this 321-nucleotide messenger RNA. The record is from the annotation of a GenBank genome assembly. NCBI's taxonomy places the organism in Eukaryota, Viridiplantae, Streptophyta, Magnoliopsida, Asterales, Asteraceae.